Molecule: messenger RNA, 981 nt
Organism: Aspergillus calidoustus
Lineage: Eukaryota; Fungi; Ascomycota; Eurotiomycetes; Eurotiales; Aspergillaceae
Source: the annotation of a GenBank genome assembly
AUGGCCAAAAGCACAAUCACGCUUGCCUCCGGGCACGAAAUGCCCCUCGUCGGCUUUGGCCUGUGGAAAGUCCCCAAGGAGACGACCGCCGAUACAGUCUACAACGCCAUCAAAUCCGGCUACCGCCUCUUUGACGGCGCCUACGACUACCAAAACGAGGCCGAAGCCGGCCAGGGGAUCAAGCGCGCCAUCGCCGAGGGCCUCGUCACACGCUCCGAAAUCUUCAUCACCACGAAACUCUGGAACAACUACCACAGACGCAGCGACGCCCUCGCCAUGGCCCGAAAGCAAAACGAAGCGUGGGGCCUCGGAUACAUCGACCUAUACCUCAUCCACUUCCCCGUCGCGCUGAAAUACAUCGACCCGAGCGUGCUCGAGUUCCCGGCGUGGUGGAUGGAUAAAGAGCGCACGGUUGUCGAAACGGAUCGCGUGCCGAUUCGCGAGACGUGGGAGGCGCUUGAAACCGUUGUCGACGAGGGGAUUGCGCGGAGUAUUGGCGUUUCGAACUUCCAGGCGCAGUCGCUGUAUGAUAUCCUCUCGUACAACCGGCAUCCGAUCUCGGGGUUGCAGAUUGAGCAUCAUCCGUAUCUUGUUCAGGGGGAUUUGGUGAGCCUGGCGCAGGAGAAGGGAAUUGCUGUUACGGCGUAUAGUAGCUUUGGGCCGCAGAGUUUCUUGGAGCUUCCGGCGGUUUUCUCGGAGAAGGCGAAGGGGAUUUCGUUGCUCUUUGAGAAUGAGACCGUUAAGAGUUUGGCUGGGAAGUAUAAUGUGACUCCGGCGCAGGUGCUUCUGAGGUGGGCUACGCAGAGGGGCAUUGCCGUCAUCCCCAAGUCGAACAACGCUGCUCGACUGGCGCAGAACCUCGACGUGCUUGGGUUCGAUAUGACACAGGAUGAACUCCAGAGUAUUAGUGCGCUCGACAAGGGGUUGAGGUUUAACGACCCUGGAUUUUAUCUUCCUAACCAUCCUCUGCGGAUUUUCUAG